Pieris brassicae (large cabbage white) is the source of this 1823-nucleotide messenger RNA. RefSeq lists its product as uncharacterized. Gene Ontology annotation, molecular function: N-acetyltransferase activity. The coding region runs from base 174 to 809 and encodes 211 amino acids. NCBI's taxonomy places the organism in Eukaryota, Metazoa, Arthropoda, Insecta, Lepidoptera, Pieridae. The record is from RefSeq and is a predicted model, not a curated record. The transcript is spliced from 5 exons.
AUAAAAAACUUGGGCGCUAUCUUGACAUGCCAAUGAAAUGUAAAUAUUAUCGCUGCUACCAGUGACCAGUCUAUCUGGUUUUCGGAGCGAUGCGCGCGCGCCAAAUAUAAUUUGCGUGGUCCGUGUAUAAAUAUUGAAAAGUAAACAAGUAAUAUCCGUCAACAAGUGGCAAAAUGACAGGUUUUACAAUCCAACGCGUUGAAGAAGCCGAUACAGAGGAGGUCAUGAAAUUAUUGAGAAGAACAUUUUUCGUUCAUGAGCCGCUGAACAAUAAAGUCGGAUAUUGCAAAUCAGAGAGUGACGAAUGCAUUGAUCUUGAUCGCUACUGUCGCCACUGUCUUCCCGGAAUAUCCUUUAAGGCUGUUGAUAUAGAUGGAAAUAUAAUUGGAGUUCUUAUUAAUGAUGUUAGUUCAGUGAAAGAUCCAUUGGACUUCGAUAUGAUAUUAAACAUGACAGUUAGUCCAGCUUUCAAGAAGAUUCUAAACAUGUUAAAAAUUCGCGAGAGCGGAGCCAAAUUAAGUGAAAAGUACCCAAACGAUGAGAAGCUGUUAGAAAUAAAGCUCGCGGCGACAGAUGCGAAUUGGAGAAAUAAAGGUGUCAUGAAUGAGCUCAUGCAAGAAACGGAGAAAGCAGUAAAGGAGUUGGGUAUGAGGCUUAUUCGUAUUGACACUUCCAGCGCUUACUCCGCUAAGUCCGCAGAAAAAAUGGGCUUUACAUGCGUUUACCAGCGAGCUUUCUCUGACAUAAAUAUAAUCAUACCCGAUCCCCCGCAUUUAUAUGACAGAGUUUUUAUUAAAGAAAUGUUUUGAUAUAGUAUAGUACAAGUAGUACUGCUCAAUAUUUAAAGGGAAUCAAAGAUUCUGUAGUCAAAUAUGUUUGUUUGUGGAAUAAAGAUUUGUUUUAAAAACUUCUUUGCUUAUUUCUAGCUAUAUUUAUUUUGAAAGUUACAGAUACGACGACUAUCUGAAACUAUUUAAUUUCAUCUAUAUUGUCAAACAUUGAAUUAGAAGGACGCUAAUCCAGUGAACUAAAUGUAGAGAAGGUUGAACAAUGAGGGUCAAUGACCUUGGGUUUAAUGAAGUCAAUGCACUUGACCAUAUACUUAUAAACACUAUAUCCUUCAAAUCUGCGUAUUGAUUUUAUAAGAAAUAUCGGACAUAUCAUCCCAAAAUAUUUACCCUUUUCCUGCAUUCCAUUGGAAACGCGUACACAAUUCGCAUAUUGUUUUAAAAUGACAAAAUGACGCGUAGCUAAUAGACUUCAUCAGUCUAAUUUGUCAGUAAACCAAUUCCUGCCUAGUAAAUGUAUAAAAAUAAAAUACCCGACCUUAAAAGAUUAUAAUUAACUCACAGUAACAUAAGAAACAUGAAAUGUCAUUCUUAAAUGUCAAUUAUGAUCUGGCAUAUGAAUUUGCGCGGGAAAUUUCGCUUACCAUCGAAUUACCCAUCUUUAGAUAAUAGACUAAUAUUUUUUUCCAGUUACGUAAUAAAAUUUGAUCUUAAACAUAUUAUGCCUAAGGGUUUCCAAAUGAAUUAAAACAUAUCAUUUCAUGAAUUUAUUUACUUAAUUGUUAGAAUAUUUACAAAAAUAAAUUGAGGUAGUACCACAAAAUCUUUAUGUAUUUUUCUACUUUAAGUUCGCUAUUUUUAUUUACAUAUUAGGUUACUAUGCUGUGUAAAAAGAACCUGUGAACAUUAAGAAAUAAAACAAACCAUUAUCUGUUAUCUAAAAAUACCGGUCAAUUUAUAUUACAAUAAGUUAAAUCAUACUAAUUACGACUAUUUUCAAUAUAGUACUCGGAAUCAUAAUAAUUGUUUCUAGUU